AUGGCUGACGCCCCUCCCCCUACCCCAUCCGAGCUCCUGCGGAUGGUGACCGAGCUUCAACAAGCAAAUCAACAAAUGGCGGAGGAAAAUCGAAGAAUGCAAGAUCAAAUUGCGCAAUUAGUUAAUGCUCGGCUGGAGCACAACAAUGAUCAUCAUAACCGAGAAGAAAAUCAUGAACGUCGAUCAAUACCAACCCAUGUUUCUGAAACACCCCAACGGGAGGAAGAGGAGGCCCACCAAACAGAAGAGGCCCAACCAGAGGCUGAGGAGGAAGAGCGCAACAAUUCUGCCGGCCCGUUUACGGCCGACAUCAUGAAUUUCCAACUUCCCAGACAGUUCACCCUGCUGACAACUUUGACCCCAUACGAUGGAUUAGGAGAUCCAAAGCAGCAUAUUAAAAAAUUUCGAUCUAUUAUGAUUGUUAACGGUGCAUCUGACCCUAUUAUGUGUCGUUGUUUUCCAUCCUUUUUAGAUGGUCCUGCACUUGACUGGUUUUGCUCUUUGCCUGCAGAUUCAAUAUCGCGUUUUCAGGAAUUGGCGAAGCAAUUCGAAGAUCACUUUGCGGCCUCUGCUAUAUACCUGCACGAUUCUGACUACCUGACGACCAUCAAACAGGGCCCACAGGAGAGCCUGAAGGACUAUAUAACUUGUUUCACAAAGGUCGCCAUGAGGAUCCCCGAUCUUCAUCCUGAAGUCCAUCUCCAUGCAAUUAAGAGCGGCCUUCGUCCGGGCAAAUUUCAGGAGACAAUAGCGGUGAGCAAGCCGAAAACUUUGGCAGAAUUCCGUGAAAAUGCAAAGGGACAGAUAGACGUUGAAGAGCUUCGCCAAGCCCGCAAAACAGAAAAGUCAGUCACUGCCAAGGAUGAUGAUAAACCUCGGGAUAACAAGAAAACCUUCAAGCCCGUCCCCCGGUAUGAGUCAUACACAGUCUUCAACACAAAGAGGGAUGACAUUAUCAAAGAAAUACUUAACUCCAAAUUAAUCAAACCCCCUCGUAAACCCGACGCCUACCCAGAAUCCAAAACUGUUGAUAAAUCCAAAUUCUGUACUUUUCAUCAAAAGCACGGUCACACAACUGAUGAAUGUGUGAUCGCCAAAGACCUCCUGGAACGCCUCGCAAGACAAGGUCACCUUGAUAAGUUUAUCGCAGGAUGA
This is a messenger RNA of Arachis duranensis, 1155 nucleotides long. RefSeq lists its product as uncharacterized. The transcript has a single exon. The record is from RefSeq and is a predicted model, not a curated record. The coding region runs from base 1 to 1155 and encodes 384 amino acids. Lineage: Eukaryota; Viridiplantae; Streptophyta; Magnoliopsida; Fabales; Fabaceae.